Messenger RNA from Oryza brachyantha (malo sina), 1479 nucleotides. Its product is annotated as UDP-rhamnose/UDP-galactose transporter 6-like. Bases 243 to 1250 code for a protein of 335 amino acids. Lineage: Eukaryota; Viridiplantae; Streptophyta; Magnoliopsida; Poales; Poaceae. The record is from RefSeq and is a predicted model, not a curated record. Gene Ontology annotation, molecular function: antiporter activity; UDP-galactose transmembrane transporter activity. The transcript has 7 exons. Gene Ontology annotation, cellular component: Golgi apparatus.
GUCGGUCGCCGUCCUCCGUCCCCGUCGUCCUCCGCCGAGCUUGUGGUCGCCGUCCACCUCCGCCGCGGUCGCCUCCUCCCGUCGGGCGGCCUCUGUCUCUCCCACCGGCCACCUCCAUCUCCCUUCUUCCUCUACUCCGGGACAAUCGGAUGGAAAAAAAGGAGGUAUGGCGCAUGGACUAGUGCAAGAAUCAACAGAUUCUGAUACUCCAAAUUGGAUUAGACUCUACAUGACAAGAAAAUAUGGCACCUGGAAGCAAGGCACAGAGAAAAGCAGCAUUAGAUGCUGGAGCUUGGAUGUUCAAUGUUGUAACGUCUGUUGGUAUCAUCAUGGUCAACAAGGCCUUAAUGGCUACACAUGGUUUUAGUUUUGCUACAACAUUGACUGGACUGCAUUUUGCAACCACGACCUUGAUGACAUUAGUAAUGAAAUGGCUGGGAUAUAUACAACCAUCCUACUUACCAGUGCCAGAACUAAUAAAAUUUGUCUUUUUUGCAAAUUUAUCAAUUGUUGGGAUGAAUGUUAGUUUGAUGUGGAACUCUGUUGGAUUUUACCAGAUUGCCAAGUUAUGUAUCAUUCCAGUUUUGUGCUUUCUGGAAAUCCUGUUUGAUAAAGUCCGAUACUCAAGAGACACGAAGCUCAGUAUAAUGCUUGUUCUAGUAGGUGUUGCCGUAUGUACUGUGACUGAUGUUAGUGUGAAUUCACAAGGGCUCAUAGCUGCCAUAAUAGCAGUUUGGAGCACUGCACUACAGCAGCAUUAUGUUCAUCACCUUCAAAGGAAGUACUCGCUUGGCUCAUUCAACCUCUUGGGUCAUACUGCUCCAGCUCAGGCAGCAUCCUUAUUAAUACUUGGGCCUUUCGUGGACUUCUGGCUGACCAACAAAAGAGUUGAUACUUUCAAUUACACAGCAAUAGUUACGUUCUUCAUUGUACUGUCGUGCAUAAUUGCUGUUGGGACAAAUCUUAGUCAAUUCAUAUGUAUCGGAAGAUUUACAGCAGUCUCAUUCCAAGUUCUAGGCCACAUGAAGACGGUUCUUGUGUUGACCUUAGGCUUUCUUUUCUUUGGAAAAGAGGGCCUUAACUUCCAUGUUGCGCUUGGCAUGAUCCUUGCUGUGAUUGGCAUGAUUUGGUAUGGGAAUGCUUCAUCGAAACCAGGAGGCAAAGAGAGGCAAGUUUACUCGGUGCCCAGCGAGAAAACUCAGAAACAUGGCAUAUUAUCAUCACAAUCGGAGGUUGACCAGAAGGUUUAAAUGAGAGCUACAUACGUGUUCCACAUUAUUGAUGAAUAGUGUUUAUUGAACAUCUUGAGGACCAUGAUCAAAUUUAUUCUUUUUAUACGUUUGAGAUGUUUCUAUAGAAAUUUGUAGGCAAUAGCAGAAAGAGGGUACCUGGGCAAACUGCCCUGGCUAUACUUUUGCGGCAUAUAUGUCAACAAAAAUUUAGAUAUUCAUUCAAAUUUUUAAUAUUACUUUAACUGCA